AUUGGAAAAUUAGAUUUAAAUUUUUUGAAAAAAAGUUGUCUUGGCCGAAGCUAUAAUGCGCCACACACUCCACACACACACAUCACUAGCGUACAAAUCCAUCGCAUCCCACUUCUCUUUGUACUAGCUCGGUUUAAAUAGUGAAAAAUUGGUAAUGGCGGACCCAUAUUUCGCGAUCCUUUAUUAGCUUUCUUCGGCCUAAUUAACUAAAACAAAUAAAGAAGCUAGACUUCACUCAAGGCUCUCUCCACUUAAACUUUUGAAAUCAAAGAAUAUUGCUUUCAACGGAAACAUACUACAGAUUCAAAAUGCUCGACGGAAUUUUGGGCCGUGGGUUCAGCGUCAAAUGCAAAUCUUUGAUUAAAGCAACUGGAGCGAGGAUCGCGGUGGUCCGGCGGAGAGCGGAGGCGAAGCAGAGAUUCCUGAAUGAAGAUCUGGCCAAGCUGCUAUCCAAUGGCCUUGAUAUCAACGCCUAUGGGAGGACUGAAGAGUUUCUUGCUGGAAUGAAUCUGUUGUCAUGCUACGACUUUGUUGACCAAUCUUGUGAGUAUAUACUAAAGCAACUUUCAAGAAUGCAGAAACAAGGGGAAUGCCCUGAAGAUUGUAGAGAGGCUGUUGCAUCCCUGAUGUAUGCUGCUGCAAGGUUCUCUGAUUUGCCUGAACUGCGAGAUCUUAGAGAUAUAUUUCAACAGAAAUAUGGAAGUAGUUUAGAAGCCUUUGUUAACCAGAAGUUUGUUGAAAAAAUGUCUUCGAGGCCUCCUCCAAAAGAAAAGAGACUACAGGUGUUGCAAGAUAUAGCUUCAGAGUUCUCAAUAAAGUGGGAUUCCAAGGGGUUUGAACGGAGAAUGGCUGCUCCUUCAGUAGUUUCACAGGUGACUGAGCAAAAAGUCGAUGUAGUGAAACAAAGGCCUGGGUUUCUGGAGGAGAAAAGCAGAUUAAAAAGCUGUGGACAAGGCACUGUCUGGAGAAGAGAUGAAGAUGAUCAUCAAAUUUCUAGAACGAAGGACAUAAUUAAGCAUAAAGAAAAGUCAGUUUUGAAGAAUGGAGGUAAUAGUUUGCAAGGUGAUGAUGAUAAUCUGAAUGGUGGAAGGCACAGGUUAACUGAAAAUAAACCUUCAUAUCCUACAGAGAAAUGUGUUGCAGACUAUAAGGAAGAAAGAUCAAACAAUUCAUCUCAUUGGAAGAUACUGGAUAAUAAUGCUCCGGAUACUUGCUCAAGAAAUAGUAACAGUAUACCUAAUCCAAGGAAAGGAGAAAGCGUAGAAACAUUAUUCCGUGAGAAGACGAAUUUUGCUCCUAGUCGUGUCGAACAGCUUGGCAAAACUGAAAAUGCCAUUUCAUCUUCUAAGUAUUCCAACAACGAUUGUGCACUGGGCUCAAUGAGGAAAGGAGUGGAUGAAGGAUCUGAUAGGUUAAAAUCCUGCUCAAGUUAUGCCUUUCCUCCACCAUAUAUCAAAUCAAAUCAGAGUGCCACUCGCCCUCCUUAUGUAAAGCUGAAAGAAGAUAAACAGAAACUAAGUGGUGGUUCUAAAGAUUCCGCGUCUAAUCUGGAUGAACAGUUAAUUGAUCCUGGAUCUUGGAACAGAAAUUCUGUUGACAACUGCUCAGGCAGGUCCCAAACUGUAUCAGAUCGUCAAGUCUGGGAAGAAAAUUUUGUGGCUCCUGCCAGUGUAAAGAGUUAUGGGCAUGAAAAGGAGCGUGAUUAUCAGGACGAGAGAAUUCCCUUACCAAAACCUCGAUCAAUCCGCAGGAAACACCAUAAAUCAUCAUCCAGCAACAAUGCCAUUGAAACUCUUGAAGAUGUUAAGGCAGUAAAUAGGAGCUCAAGUAGUAGGAGAAAGGACCACUCUAGGAAAGGCUUGCAGAUAUUGUUUGAUGAUGAGCACCACAUAAAAGACGAUGAGGAGACGAUGAUAGAUAAACUGUUGAUGCAUUACAGCAAGAAACCAACAAGUUAUGACGCAGGAAAGUUGAAGAAGAAAUUAUCGGGCCAGCCUUCGCAUCAAGUAAUUCGUGGGGGUGAAUCAUCUUCUGAUCAAAGCAUGAAGAUGCAUGACAGUAAGUUUGAAGCAUUUCCAACUCCUGCUAGGUCUGUUUCUCUUCCUCAUGAGCAAGCUGCUUCCCCUUCACCGGAAGCGAAGAAGGUUUUUGCUCGUUCCAACACAUUCCAGCCCGAUAAUCAGGCGAAGCACGUGCAUCCCAAGUUACCCGAUUAUGAUGAUCUAGCUGCCAGGUUUGCAGCUUUAAAGGGUAGAUGAACUACGAGCAAGUGUUCCUAAAAGCAGAGGUAAGCUGUAACUGCUAACAGGAUUCGAUGUGUGCAGAGGUUCCUGUAGAGUGAACUUAGGUUCUACAAAUUAUUAGAGUAUUUGAUUCAUGAAUUGGAUACUGCAAGGUUAACACAAAUUUAUAGAAGUUAUUCUCACUGUAAUUCUUUGGCAACCAUGACCAGUGCUGUAACGUUGUUAGUGUAUUAUUGUAUGGUUCGAGUUGAGUUAGCAAUAGUAUGAUAUCUUCUUUU
Messenger RNA from Salvia miltiorrhiza (redroot sage), 2521 nucleotides. RefSeq lists its product as uncharacterized. Bases 309 to 2258 code for a protein of 649 amino acids. Lineage: Eukaryota; Viridiplantae; Streptophyta; Magnoliopsida; Lamiales; Lamiaceae. The transcript is spliced from 6 exons. Gene Ontology annotation, biological process: protein transport. The record is from RefSeq and is a predicted model, not a curated record.